Armigeres subalbatus is the source of this 2655-nucleotide messenger RNA. It is a transcript of the gene sw, whose product is annotated as cytoplasmic dynein 1 intermediate chain. The record is from RefSeq and is a predicted model, not a curated record. Lineage: Eukaryota; Metazoa; Arthropoda; Insecta; Diptera; Culicidae. Gene Ontology annotation, molecular function: dynein light chain binding; dynein heavy chain binding. The coding region runs from base 184 to 2232 and encodes 682 amino acids. Gene Ontology annotation, biological process: transport along microtubule. The transcript has 11 exons. Gene Ontology annotation, cellular component: cytoplasmic dynein complex.
CGAAGUGCGUGUUUCGUUUUUCACUCCGCUUUGGUAAUACAAAAGUAGAAAUUAUUCAUCCAUCAAUCCCCAACUAACUGUUCAGGAAGCAGGAAAAUAACCCCCAAUAGUUUCUUCGGUGCAUUUAGUACAGGAAAAACAGAAAAGCUGGAGAAACUAGAGCAGUUUGCGAAACUUUCCAAAAUGGACCGAAAGGCGGAAUUGGAGCGGAAAAAGGCCAAACUGCAGGCCCUCCGCGAGGAGAAGGACCGGCGCCGCAAGGAGAAGGAAAUGAAAGACCUGGAGGAGGCAGCCGGAAAAUUGGGAAAUACGGAAGGCAACACCCGAAAGGAUCUGGAUGAAAUGCUCUCAUCCCUGGGCGUAGCACCCGUAUCAGAAGUGCUUUCGUCGCUAUCUUCCGUGAACUCGGCCACAUCCGACCAAUCAGCCAAUCACACUCCGGAUGCCAGCUUACAACCAAACCUAAACGGACAAAACAACCGUAAGAAACCGAUCAACCUGAGUCUGGUGUCGGUGCAAGCAACGAACAUUCCCCCGAAGGAAACCGUGGUGUACUCGAAGCAAACACAAACCACCAGUACCGGAGGCCACGAACGCGAUGUUUUUUCUUGCCAUUCCUCACCUCUAUCAGGAUAUAUGGAGGAUUGGUGGAGACCCCGUAAAGCCCAUGCCACGGAUUAUUACGAUGAAUACAAUCUGAACCCCGGUUUAGAGUGGGAGGAUGAGUUUACAGGUGACGACGAGGAGAACUCCCUGACUCAUAUCGAUCACGGCUUCCACUCGAAACUACCGCCGGGUAUUCUUCCGCAUGGACUUCCGACGGUUAAGGAGGUGGCCCCGGCCAUCACACCUCAAGAACAGAAAAAAGAAGAAGUCAAGGAAGUCAAAGAGCUGUCGGCCGAGCAAAAGCAGAUGAUCAUUCUAUCUGAAGAUUUCCAACGUUUCAUUUUGAGAACGGGAAAAAUAAUGGAACGUGCUCUCUCCGAACAAGUUGACAUUUAUAUGGAUUACAUUGGUGGGGCAGAUACUGAUGAUAUUAACGAUGAACGUUCCUUAGCCCGGUUAUCGCUGAACCGUACUUUCUACUGUGAUCGAUGGUCGAAGAAUCGAUGCGUCACUUCAUUCGAUUGGUCGACACACCAUCCGGAGUUGAUGGUUGCCUCCUAUCACAAUAAUGAGGAAUCGCCCAAUGAACCGGACGGCGUUGUCAUCGUUUGGAACACCAAGUUUAAGAAGCACACCCCAGAGGACGUGUUCCACUGUCAGAGCGCCGUUAUGUCGACCUGCUUCGCCAAGUUCCACCCUAACUUGAUUCUGGGUGGAACCUAUUCCGGACAGAUUGUACUCUGGGAUAACCGAGUGCAGAAAAGGACACCAAUUCAAAGGACCCCUCUCAGCACCAAUGCACAUACGCAACCGGUCUACUGUCUUUCCAUGGUGGGUACACAAAAUGCCCACAACGUGAUCUCGAUUAGUUCGGACGGUAAGCUGUGCUCAUGGAGUUUGGACAUGCUUUCGCAACCACAGGACGUCCUAGAGCUGCAACAGCGACAAUCGAAGGCUAUUUCCGUUACAUGUAUGGCUUUUCCCCACAAUGAGGUCAACAACUUUGUUCUUGGUAGCGAAGAUGGGUAUGUUUACUCGGCCUGCCGGCACGGUAAUCGUUCCGGAAUCGGAGAAACCUACGAAAAACAUUUGGGUCCGGUAACUGGCAUUUCUGCACACCAUAAUCAAUCUUCGCCAGACUUUGGCCAUUUGUUCCUUACAUCGUCCAUUGAUUGGACCAUAAAAUUGUGGAGUCUAAAAGACAACAAGCCUUUGUAUUCAUUUGAAGAUAACUCGGAUUAUGUGAUGGAUGUCGCUUGGUCGCCAAUUCAUCCGGCUCUCUUCGCCGGAGUGGACGGAAGUGGUCGACUAGACUUGUGGAAUCUCAACCAAGAUACAGAAGUUCCGACGGCUUCUGUAGUAGUGGAAGGUCAGCCUGCUUUGAACAGAGUUUCCUGGACACCUUCGGGAUUACAUGUAACAGUCGGUGACGAAGCCGGUCGCGUGUAUGUUUACGAUGUGGCCGAUAACUUGGCCAGUCCACGGAUGGACGAGUGGAACAAGCUAAACUCUGUGUUAUACGAAUUGAAAAUGAAUCAAAACGACGAAUUCGACGACAUUGAUAAAAAGUCACCCAUCCCUCAAACCCCAUCACUUCCAUCGUUAACGUCUUCACCGCUUAUAUGAAAUUCAAUUAGGCCCUAUUGAGGUUUCGAUAGGGAUUUGAAAUUAAACUAAGGGUUAGUUUAUGUUGGUAUGAAGUCAAGAUGUGAAUAAUUAUUACGAGGAAUGAGGCCUGGUUGAGAUUAUAAUUAUGAAGAUGUAAGUCUGACAACCGUGCUUUUGUAGUGGUAUACAAUGCUGAAUGAUAUUUGAUAAAGGCUCAAAAUCACAGAAAUGAAGAAAAACUCUGUGAACGUUUCCUUUAUUUAAGACAGUAUAAUCGCUUAAUAAUUGAAUAAUAGCCACAAAUAACAUAACAUCAUUUCAACUAAACAUCAAUAAUGGCAACUAGUACGAUAAUUCAGUCUACUAACAUAUGUGCAAACAACUGUAUUAUUAAUUAUCCAAAUGUUGGCUUUACGAUAUAAUAAAAUUUAUCUAAUAGAU